GUACGCAAUCCACGCAAUUGCAUAAUCAAAUUGAUUACGUGAUCAAUUUGAUUACGCAAUUAAUGCGGUGAUGGCGAUGGUGGCGGCGACGGAAGCAGAGGUGGUGGCGGAGGCGAUGGCGGGAUUGAAGGUGGAGCUGGUGGCAGCAACGAGUGAUGGCGAUGGUGGCGCAGGCGGAGGCGGAAGUGGUGGAGGAGGCGAUGGCGGGGUUGAAGGUGGAGCCGGUGGCAGCAGCGAGGUAGCUGUGGUGGUGAUGGCCGAGGAGAAAGAGCCGAUGGUGGCAACCAUGGGCCCGAAGGUGAUGCCGAUGGCGAUGGCGUUAGCGAUGGAGGUGGUGGUAGUCAUGGCGACUUCAAAGGCGGUGAUGUCGGUGGCGAUGGCAGUGGUGAUUAUGGUGGAGGUCGAUGGAUGAUGGUGAAGGCGGAGGGAGGAAAGCGGCAGCGGGCGGAAAGCGACUGAAGGACCUCUCCGAGUGAAUCCAAUUCCACAAACCAAAUGCUGUGCAAGAGUAGGCGGGCAACGUAGCCGGCGUUGUUCUUCCGCAUUAUCCAUUUUGAGAGAACAGUAAAGGAACACAAAUUGUACCGACCAAUCUUUCCCACAAUCAUCAGCGACAGCAUUGAUAUCUUUUCCACAAUCAUCAGCGACAGCAUUGGUAUCUCUUAUUCUCCUCCCUCCUUUCUAUUGAAAGGGAGGUAUCAAAAAUUGGCUGAACAGAAAAGAAUGCACAGAGAACUCGUUGCAAAGGUGCACGGGUAGGGAGGGAGGAAAUGAAAGGGUGCCGCAAGUGGCACGGGGAGAGGAAAUGUCCUACCUGAAACAGGGUACAAUUAAAACGAAGCCAACACCUUGCAGGGAGCAAAAAAAGCAGUUGACAUCCAGCACCCAUUUUAUACCUACAAAAGUUCCCUCCCAAGGCUCCAACCACUUAAACAGUCACUUCUCUUUUUUUUCUUUUCUCGAAGUCCAUGUUCAAUUUGCCGCACCCGCCCACUUUAGCACCACCCCGUCCCGGUGCUAUCUCUUUGCCCCUCGUCUCACACAGCAGGUCAUCAGGACUAUCGCGUGUACGUUAUCUUGCACCUAACAUAAUCUGUAACUACCAAUGAUCGCUAAUAAGGAUACGACUUCAACAGUCCAUUAAUCUAUACUCAAGAGGGGUUCACUGCUCAAAAUACACGGUGAUAUGUACAACCGUACGCCAUAACUAUAACAAACGUAACGAAACAAA
Messenger RNA from Chara braunii, 1231 nucleotides. The record is from the annotation of a GenBank genome assembly. Lineage: Eukaryota; Viridiplantae; Streptophyta; Charophyceae; Charales; Characeae.